AUGUAUUUGGAGUCGACAGUUUCCAUUGAAACGCAGAGUGUCUGUCUUUCCGAGACCGAGAGCAAGACAUCUUUGGCAUCGUUGACUGGAAUGUUAUUGAAGUCUUGCAUCCUCGAAUCGAUUAACAAACCGCACCUUGAAGAGCUACCGCCAGUCUCCACUGCCGCGAGCACUGAACUUCAAAUCGACCCCUGGCACGCCUACGUCUAUGGAUCGCACUCUGAUUGA
Messenger RNA from Cadophora gregata, 228 nucleotides. RefSeq lists its product as uncharacterized. The transcript is spliced from 2 exons. Lineage: Eukaryota; Fungi; Ascomycota; Leotiomycetes; Helotiales; Ploettnerulaceae. The record is from RefSeq and is a predicted model, not a curated record. The coding region runs from base 1 to 228 and encodes 75 amino acids.